CGUGUCCUCUGCUGUAAUAGGUCUACCGACGAUGAUGACUCCUGCGGCUACGCAGUCGCUUCAAGAUAAGCAGCGAGAGAACCUGCUGCGCAUGCUUGACUUUAACUCUGAAAGCGCUGGCGGCUUUGCGGAUGCAGCCCAAGACUCCGUUGAUCGAUGGGGUGACCAGUGGAAGAUCCUCAUCUACGAUCGAUUCUGCCGCGACAUCAUUUCGCCCAUUCUCAAACUGCACGAGCUGCGCAAGAAGGGCGUGACGCUGCACAUGCUGCUGGACACGGAGCGUGAUGCCAUUCCGGACGUCCCAGCUAUCUAUUUUGUCGAACCUACGCGCGAGAACUUGGAGCGUAUCGUCUCAGAUUGCUCCAAGGAGCUCUACAGCUCGGUGCAUCUCAACUUUGCCUACCCGUUGAGUCGUGAAUCGCUUGAAUAUUUAGCUCGCGCUUCGGUAGAGGCUGGUUGUACCAGUAUGAUUGCCAAGGUUUACGAUCAGUACACAAACUUCGUCUCACUGGAGCCAAGUCUAUUCUCACUAAACCUCCAGAACAGCUACCGAGCGUACAACGACCCAAAUGUGGCGGAUGUACAGAUUGAACACUCGAUGAGUGCCAUCGUCAAGGGGCUCUUCUCCGUGCUGGCCACAAGCGGAAGCGUGCCAGUGAUUCGCUGCCCGAACAAUGAUGGUCCAUCAAGAAUGGUGGCGGAGCAACUCAGCUCCACAAUUCGUGAACAUUUGAAUGUGAGGAACGGAGUCUUCACUGAGAACACCUCCAACUUUCAGCGUCCUCUGCUGAUUGUCAUGGACCGCAAUGAGGAUAUCGCUUCGAGCUUGUACCACCCAUCGACUUACCAGGCGCUAGUUGAUGAUAUUCUAUCCAUCCAGAUGAAUCGUGUCAAGGUGACUGUAAAGACCUCUGGUGGAGACGAUGGUGGUGAUGACAGUCGGUCGCUGGAUCGCACGUACGACUUGGAUGUGACGAGCGACAAAUUCUUUGAAAGACAUGCCGGCAGUCUGUUCCCGGACGCUAUUGACGCAAAUGAAGAGGAAAUGAAGCACGUCACGCGAAAAGAGGAGCAGAUUCGAGCACAGACAGGUGGUAACGAUACACUGAUGAAUGGUACGAAGGAUCUCGUGGCUGCAGUCGACACUCUGCCGGCUUUAGUGGAGAAGAAGAAGAUGCUGGAAGUCCAUACGAACAUUUUCCAUGCGGCAUUUGAAGGUGUGACGAAGCGCCACAUCCCGUCGUAUUCCAUGUUGGAACAGAAGCUCAUUGACGGCUCGCAUGUUGACAAGUCGGAAGUGCUGCAGCUGCUAUUGAACGCUGAAAUGGGCACUUUGGCGGAUAAGAUGCGUUUGCUGAUGAUUUAUUUCCUGUCAACAAUGCGCUGCAGCGUCAGAGCAGCCAGAAGCGUACAUGCAGGCAUGGAAGUUUCUCCGAAAGCACUCGGCUUUCCAACGACGUGCCAGUGUCGGGGCGAGCAUGCAGUCUGA
Phytophthora infestans T30-4 is the source of this 1489-nucleotide messenger RNA. Its product is annotated as SEC1 family transporter SLY1. The record is from RefSeq and is a predicted model, not a curated record. Bases 32 to 1489 code for a protein of 485 amino acids. Gene Ontology annotation, cellular component: Golgi membrane; cytosol. NCBI's taxonomy places the organism in Eukaryota, Oomycota, Peronosporomycetes, Peronosporales, Peronosporaceae. Gene Ontology annotation, biological process: intracellular protein transport; endoplasmic reticulum to Golgi vesicle-mediated transport. Gene Ontology annotation, molecular function: syntaxin binding. The transcript is spliced from 7 exons.